Messenger RNA from Hyphopichia burtonii NRRL Y-1933, 2514 nucleotides. RefSeq names its product Zn(II)2Cys6 transcription factor. Bases 432 to 2501 code for a protein of 689 amino acids. Gene Ontology annotation, molecular function: DNA binding; zinc ion binding; DNA-binding transcription factor activity, RNA polymerase II-specific. The transcript is spliced from 2 exons. Lineage: Eukaryota; Fungi; Ascomycota; Pichiomycetes; Serinales; Debaryomycetaceae. Gene Ontology annotation, biological process: regulation of DNA-templated transcription; DNA-templated transcription. The record is from RefSeq and is a predicted model, not a curated record.
AGCCUUUUUUUUGUUUUUUUAGCCUUUUUUUUCCCUAUCCCUACAAUUCAUAAAUUAGUUGCUACUUUGUGGGUUUCAUAAAGACAGAAGCGACUUACAACAGCUUGGGUUGCACCUGAUCAACAACUUCUCACCGGCUUUACAUCAAGCGAUUAUUGUCGCUUUCAUUUGUUUUCGUCUGCACCUGAAACUUUUUGGGUCAUAAAGUAUUCUUUCCUGAAAUUCUUAAUUGGUAAUUUUUUUAGGUCGUUCUUUGUCGUUAUUUUUUUUUUUUUUUUUAGGUUUGCACUAGGAAGAAUUCUAACGUUCUUUGACAUUGUCGAUCUCUAUUGAAAAUCUAAUUACAUCUAGAUGUUUCUUUCUCGUGUUAUUUUUCUAACAAAUUAAAAGAAGGGAAAGUAACGUCAGCAAUCAAUCAUAUCACUUCCACGAUGGCUGGCAUAGAGAAACCAAAGCCUCUAAAGGUCUUUGGAAGAACUCAUUAUGCAUGUACUAGAUGCAAAUUAUCCAAGAUUCGUUGUUCAGGUGAAAAACCGGCUUGUGCCAAUUGCAAGAGUGUUAAUAAGGAAAAUGCUUGUGUGUAUCCUAAUAGAGAUCGAAAAAUCGUGAUUAUGGAAAGUGAUUUGAAUAAACUUCAUGAUCGAGUGGGGUAUUUAGAAUCGUUGGUGAAAAGUAAUAAUUUACCAUUUCAGUCACAAUCAGAAAGUAAUAAUACUAACACAGCGCCGCCUUCUAACGAAGUAUUAAAUAAGCCUUCACAAUCUUAUAAUUUUAAUCAAAAUUAUCUCUUACCUGACAUAGAAAAUGAUUACCUUCAAUUUAAGUUAUUGGCUUUAUGUUGUCAUCGUUUACCCGAGAAAGAAUAUGCUCUAUGCCUUAUAAAUAAAGUAUAUAAUACUUAUUCUUCCGAAUUCUACUUAAUCGAACUUUCAGGGAUUCUGAACUUAAUUGAAGAUAUUUACACAAUUUUUGAUUUGCGUGAUAAAAUUGAAGAAAAAAAAUGGCUUUCAAUGUUAUCCGAAAAAAAUUCCUCGGUUUCUUUAUGUUACUUGUUUAUAAUUUUUGCAUUUGGUGAACAAUUAUUAAAUGUUAGUUCUACAUCUCCAAACUCUCCAAGAUUGAUCGAUAAUACUUCCAAUGCAACAAAAUCAAAACAAAAGAUUCCUGGUAUUGAUUACUAUUUGUUGGCUGCUCAAUUAUUUAGAUUGACUCAAGAAGAAAUAACCUAUCAAUUCAUUCAAAGUGCUCUUCUAUUGGCUUUAUAUUCAGCUAACCUUAAUAGGUAUAAUACGGUCUACAAUUACUUUGGGGUUGCUGUUCGAUCUGCUGUUGCAAAUGGUUUCCAUCGGCAACGAGAAUCUCCGGCUUUCGAGGAUGAAUACUCUAAACUGUUACAAAAAAUCAAUGAUGAAAAAGCUAAAAGACUUUGGUGGUCAAUUUUUGUUAUUGAUACUGUUUGGGCUUCCAAAAUGAAUAUGCCAGUUCACAUAGAAUAUACUGAUACAGAUGUUGAUCUUCCAAUUGAAAAUGGCGUGGUGGAUUUGGGUGACGGCUUUAAUAGUGAAAUAUUAGAAGUUAAUGUUCAUCUUACAAAAUAUAUUGCAAAAUUCAUUAAGAUUAUUUAUGGCCCAAAUAUAAGAACGUUCUCCAUUAAUUAUAUCAAUACCGAUCAAUUCAACCAAAAAUUAUUAAUAAAAAAUAUCCUUCAAUGUCUUGAUGACCUAAUUGACUCCUUUGAAGUUCCUGUUCUUAGUCCUUACAAAUCUUAUAAUGUCAUUGAACCUCAUGACAGAAAUAUUGGAAAUUUAUUUCUUCGAUUCCAUCAGCUAAUGAUUAUAAUUACAAAACCACUUCUAUCCCUUGUAUUCAAUGCUAAUUCAGCAAUCUUGAUUGAGAAUAAACAAGAAAUUGAAUUGGCUAAUGCCAGAGGUUUGCAAGCUGCAACAUCUACCAUAGAAAUCAUCUUGAAAUUUUACGAAUUUGAUAAAUUGUUUGUUCUUGGAUUUUGGGAUAGUCAACACUUAUUUGCUGCAUUAUCAUUUUGCAUCAUGGUUCAUUGUGCGAAGGCGACAAAUGAAGAGUUAAUUCAAAAAGCUAUCGCCUUAUUGGGGUUCAUGUCAAAAAACAAUAAUAUAAAUGCCCAAAAUUGUAUGAAAAAAUUAUACCUAAUUUCUCAAGUAUUAAACGGUAUUCCCGAAAUGAGUUUUCCAUACGACUUGAAUGCUGAUAUCACAGAAUUUAUAACUAAAAAGGUUGAUCCUGGGUCUAAUCAAGUUAUUGAUGAGGUUUUCAAUCCCUUUAUGGAUAAGCCUCAACCAUCAGAAUCUAUAACACCGGUUGGAUUGUUUGAAAAUUCUCGCAUUAGUGUACUUAGUAAUGAGUCACGAAAUUUGUUGUCUUCCUUAAUCAAUACCAUACAAAGCUGGGAUAAUUUUAAAGGUUUGCCUAUUCAUAUUUAUGGUACUGCAAGGACAAGUAACACUAUCAAAAAUCUGGUUUAAUAUACGAUCUUAC